Messenger RNA from Esox lucius (northern pike), 3454 nucleotides. It is a transcript of the gene rbm46, whose product is annotated as RNA binding motif protein 46. Lineage: Eukaryota; Metazoa; Chordata; Actinopteri; Esociformes; Esocidae. The record is from RefSeq and is a predicted model, not a curated record. The transcript has 17 exons. Gene Ontology annotation, molecular function: mRNA binding. Bases 221 to 1921 code for a protein of 566 amino acids. Gene Ontology annotation, cellular component: nucleus.
GUCACUUACUAAUUUGUCACCACCGACCAGGCGAAGACGCCGCAUCGGUUCUUUUUCGGAGGGAAAUUCCGUUUCUCACUAGUUACCUACUUUGGGAAAACGAACACAUUCGGUAUACCUUCAUACUUCUACCGGUUUUGUCCAUAAUACAUACAUUUUCGGCGGAGAAUCGCCCAACAUUGGGUAACUUGCCAGCCUAGCCAGCCGACAUUAGCUAACCAUGGAAGGAGACGGCGGUGGUACGCUCACGGAGGACCGGACGCUGGAGAGCCCCAAUGAGGCAGCGCUGCUAGUUCUGAUGGAGAAGACGGGAUACAGCAUGGUACAGGAGAACGGACAGAGGAAGUUUGGCGGACCGCCUCCAGGUUGGGAGGGCCCCCCACCCCCACGAGGAUGCGAGGUGUUUGUAGGUAAGAUCCCUAGGGACAUGUAUGAAGAUGAGUUGGUGCCAGUGUUUGAGAGGGCCGGAAGGAUCUAUGAGUUCAGACUGAUGAUGGAGUUUAGUGGGGAGAACCGAGGAUAUGCUUUUGUCAUGUACACCACCAGAGAGGCAGCCCAGAAAGCCAUCCACCUCCUUGACAACCAUGAGAUCCGACCUGGGAAGUUCAUAGGAGUGUGUGUCAGCCUGGACAACUGCCGGCUGUUCAUUGGGUCUAUCCCCAAGGACCGGAGGAAGGAGGACAUCAUGGAGGAAAUGACAAAGGUGACAGAUGGAGUGGUGGAUGUGAUUGUCUACCCCAGUGCGACAGACAAGUCUAAGAACAGGGGGUUUGCCUUUGUUGAGUAUGAAUCUCACAAAGCAGCCGCCAUGGCUCGGAGGAAGCUGAUACCAGGCACAUUCCAGCUGUGGGGUCACACCAUCCAGGUGGACUGGGCCGAACCUGAGAAGGAUGUUGACGAGGAGACCAUGUUGCGGGUCAGGGUCCUCUAUGUCAGGAAUCUGAUGAUCACCACCACCGAAGACACGCUACGACAAGAGUUCUCGCGUUUCAAACCUGGCGCCGUGGAGAGAGUCAAGAAACUGACAGACUACGCGUUUGUCCACUACCACUGCCGUGAUGACGCAGUGACAGCGUUACGCCUGAUGAACGGAGCGCUGAUCGAUGGGGCCAUCAUCGAGGUCACCCUGGCCAAGCCUGUUAGUAAAGAGGGCGGACGGCGCUUUGGUAACCGCGGCUACGUCAGCAGCAGUAACAUGACGGACCCAUACGGAGACGCGUCCUCCGGCUGUUUCCUCCAUCAGGGCCGUGAGGAUGAGGAGAGAAUGGGAGGAGGUGGAGGGACACCCCUACGGACUGCCAGCCUGCCCUCCAGGCUGGGGAGCCUCUACCUGGGAUCCGGUCAAUGCUGUGACAACAGAGGUCACGGUGAAGGUGGUGGUUAUGGUGAUGAAGGUGGUGAUGACGAAGGUGGUGGUUAUGGAACAGGGAAUGUGGACAGAUGUGUGUAUCCCUUCUUCGCCGGUGCCAGUCUCUUCCCUGUCAGCCUGCUGGCACUCAAACCAGGUCAGCUGAGUUCCGCGGUGACUCUGCUGGAGUACUACUGCUGUAAGAACAGCUGGGCCUUUCCUGAGUACUACCUGCACUCUACGCCAGGACACGAUGGGAAGCUGCUGCUCAUAUUUAAGGUGGUGAUCUCAACAACAAGGAGUUGCUUCAUGCCAGACAAGCUGUGUACCGUGUUGGAGGACGCUAAGGAGCUGGCCGCACAGAACGCCCUCUGGAGCCUGGACUGUUCUUUCCUAGGCUGUAAUUCCCCUGGUUCACUCUCUCCUCCACCACCCCUCUCCAGUGGGACGGGCCUUCUCUCGUAUGGCUGUACCCGAGCCUUCCCUUACCCCCCCUACCCCCUCUCCCCCUCCCUCCACAACACCCCACAGAGGCUCUGCAUCCCCCCAAACCAGAACACUGCCUUCUUCUAAUCACCCCAUCAUUCUACACCUCCGUCCAGCAUCACCACCUUGUCCGUUGUAUCUGUGUCACUGAUUGGUUGAUUAAUUGACUGAUUUAAUUGGUUGGUUGGAUUGUAUCUGCCAGUCAUAAAAUUAAUGAUGAAAGGUAUUAUAUAAAAAAAAAGAGGGAGUGAAGCAGAGAAAAGAACAAUGGAUGAUAGAUAGAAGGAGGAGUCAGAGGAAGAGAAGACGCCGGUAGGCUGAGAAAAAGGAGGAGUCAGAGGAAGAGAAGACGCCGGUAGGCUGAGAAAGAGGAGGAGUCAGAGGAAGAGAAGACGCCGGUAGGCUGAGAAAGAGGAGGUGGAGCAAGCGGAGACGUGAACGUCCUGUCCUGUGUGUCCAGUUUGUUACUGUGCCAUUUUAUGUCUGUGUUGCUGUUUGGUUGGUUUGGGUUUUAGGUCAUUUGGUUUUUAAAAGAUGGCCAUUUUCAAUUUGAUGUGUUCAGUUCUGGAGAAAAAUACAGGUGUUUUUUGCCUGGCGAAAGGCUUUACUGUAUUGCUAAGUGGGAUCUCUGGGAGCGCCGCUCUGAUGUCACACAGUUUAUUGUCCAGUUAGGGCUAGACUAGGGUAGGGUUAUGUGUUGGGUCGACCCGAAUAGGCCUAGUUUCAGCGGACCAAAGUGUCCGAUAUGUUAAGAUGAACAGGGGAACCACAGACAACAGAUGCACCAUGGAAGAAGGACCUUAUUUCAUAUCUUGGCAAUAAUGAUACCUGAUUAGUAUUUACUUUCACCAUAUUUAUUAACAUGAUUAAAUUUUUUGGACCUGUAUUUCUUUUAUUAUGCUUUUUCCGCUGUAUUUGUUUUAUUGUAUUGUAUAAUGCCCUCAGUAAAAAGCUCAAUAUUAAUAUAUCGAGCAUAACAAAAUUCUGUUUGAAAAUCUAUUUUGUAAUUCAGCAUAUUUAUUUAUUAGCAGCAGAUGAUUUUGCAACAAACGCAUCAGUGAUAUCAAGUUAAACAAAUCAAAUCUAAAUUGUCAAUCGAUGUUUAAAGGUCCAUAACGGCCUCCACCGGAUAAUAUAUUUAUUGAGAUUUAAAUGCUAAUGUUAGAAUUUGCACUAAAACAGUGAUAAUCAAUAAUACAGUGUUGCCUGUCCUUCUACACAUUUUUCUUUCUAUGUAAUAUGGCGUAUUUGUUGCAACCUACACGAAGCUAAAGCGUGAAUAAAAACAACCCUGACACUUCGAGUUUUACCAAAUUAUAUUUACUCUCCAGGUGUUUUUUUGACCUGCUGGUCACUCAAUUGUUUUGUGUGUAUUUUCUGUUACUACACAGUGUUCUUAAAUUAAUGCUAUUUUAAAAACAUUGUCUUUGUUGUUCUCUUGGAGUACUCGUUUAGUGUUGCAUCCCACCUGGACUGAACCCCCCUUCUCUUCCUAGUCAAUUCUAGGGCACUGUAAGGAAUUGGGUGCCAUUUGAGACUGUUUUAUUGUCAUAUACAAGCUGUUCACUUGGAACUUUUUAACUGGUUAACGAGAUCAUGUUGAAUUUAAUAAACAUUUAA